Messenger RNA from Rhagoletis pomonella (apple maggot), 656 nucleotides. RefSeq names its product probable prefoldin subunit 4. Gene Ontology annotation, cellular component: cytoplasm; prefoldin complex. The transcript is spliced from 3 exons. Gene Ontology annotation, biological process: protein folding. NCBI's taxonomy places the organism in Eukaryota, Metazoa, Arthropoda, Insecta, Diptera, Tephritidae. The record is from RefSeq and is a predicted model, not a curated record. The coding region runs from base 116 to 529 and encodes 137 amino acids.
AUGAAACACAUCCUAAGAUUUGACAUUCUAGCUGGAAUAUUUUGCAUUGUUUAUCACCGCAGGUGCGAUAAUUAUUGAAAUAAAAUCGCGUAUUUGUUGAAAAUAUUAUCAGAAAAUGGCAGCAAAAGUUUCAUCGGGCAACAAUAAAGUAUUCCAGGCGGAUGAUGUCCACAUAUCCUUCGAAGAUCAACAGAAAAUUAAUCGUUUCGCAAAACAUAAUGCGCGUAUGGAUGAUCUGAAAAUGGAGCUGGAUAUGAAGAAAAAUGAUUUGAAGAGUGUGGAGGAAGCGCUGGACGAAAUUGAACUUUUCGAUGAAGAUGAAGAGAUACCAUUCUUGUUUGGCGAAGUUUUCUUAACACACAAAUUAACAAAAACACAGGAACUUUUGGCUGCGGUUAAAGAGGAAACAUUAAAAGAAAUUGCUGCGAUUGAGGUGAAAGCAAAUGAAAUUAAAUCCGAAAUGAAUGAGCUGAAAUCGCACCUGUACCAACGAUUCGGAAGCAAUAUAUCGUUAGAAAGCGAGGACUAGUAUUGAGCUGUGGUAAUAACAUGAAUAAGCAAACCCUUUAUGUUAAACUAAGGUUGAACUUCAUAUUCAUCUUAAAUUUUUAACAAUAUUUUGAAUAUACUUAAUUAAAUACUAAUAACUUAUUUAA